This is a messenger RNA of Rotaria sordida, 1718 nucleotides long. The record is from the annotation of a GenBank genome assembly. NCBI's taxonomy places the organism in Eukaryota, Metazoa, Rotifera, Eurotatoria, Philodinida, Philodinidae.
ACUCAAUUUAUACUGGAUGAUAGCUUAGAUGCUGCUCUUCAAAAAUAUAUGGACCCUGCCUCCUUACCUUAAAAUACAACAAGAAUAAAAAACAAAAUAAAAAUGGAGCCGUUACUUAUGAAACACCCUUUAUAUGUUUUUUUCUUUCUUUUCUUUUGUCUUAAUCCAUGUGAUCAUUUCGAUUUAUUUUUUUUUUCACAUGGUAUAGUUUUUUCUCAUCUUCUAUAACUCAUCGUUCUACCGCACUAAUCGACGAGCUUGCCCUAUUCUUUCCAGGUUCUUAUUUUUCUUUACUUUCAGACAAGAUUCUUUUCGACAGAAAAGUAAAAAGAAUCUUGUGUGAAUUUCAAGAUGACAAGAAUCUCGUCUAAUUAAUCAGAAAUAAAAGAAUCAGGCAAGAAUCAUAAGAAAUUCAAGAUGUAUUUAACGUUCAGACAAGAAUCUUUUUCUUUUCUUUUAAAAAGAAUCUUGUCUGAAAAUUAUGAAAAAACAGAAACUGAAAAGAAAUAUAAGAUAUUUUUAAUUUCUUAGUAUUCAGGCAAGAUACUUGUGAUAGGAAAGAAAAAGAUUCUUGCCAGCUUUCCAAGAUCAACGGCACGUGAUGUCGUCUUUGUAUGAUAGAAUAUAUAAAGACAAUGUUUGAACGUUAUUUAUUCAUUAUUAGUUCGAUAGGUAGCACAAUUCACUUCGAACAUGUACUUUUCCUAAAGUGUUUAUUUCAUUCAAACGACAUCUAUCAACUCAUUAUUUCAAUUGGAAGUAUAGAAAAAGUUUCCAUUCGAUGUCGAGAAAACAAUGGAAUAUAUGAUAUCUUUUUUUCAUUGUUUUCAGAAAAAUUACACUUAUUAAACACAUUUCGAUAUUUUACUUAUCAAUAUUUUUUUAUUUUCUUUUUUUUUAGAUUUUCUUUUAUUAUCCACAAAAGUGUUGUUUUUUUUAAUGGACGAAGGAAAUCUCAAUUCGUUCAAAAAAUUGUUGUUUGAUAAUGCUCUUGGUAAUAUAGGUAAUAUUUAUAUGUACUUUAUAUCUUUUUGACUCGCAUACUAUUUUUUUUUAGAGUCAUCACCACAUACGGAUAAACAACGUCGAUGGCGUGCUAAAAAAAGAAUCAACAUCAUCGUACUCAAUCAUCGCCACAUCGUUUACUACUUGAACAAAUUAAUGAAUCACAUCAAUAUUCAUCUGAUAUUAAUGAAAAUUUUGAAAAUAAUGUUACUGUUGAUAAUCGAAUAUUUGAUGAUAAUAUGGUUGUUCAUAAUUCACCUAUGGACGAUACACAUUCUGAUGUUACAUGUGCUGGUGGUACAUUUAAUGAUGAUAAACUUGUUCAUGAUUCACUUAUGGAUGAUACACAUGGUGAUGUUUUACGUACUGGUGUUACAUUUAAUGAUGAUAUACAUGGUGAUGUUAUACGUGCUGAUGUUACAUUUAAUGAUGAUACACAUGGUGAUGUUACAUGUGCUGGUGGUACAUUUAAUGAUGAUACACUUGUUCAUGAUUCAUUUAUGGAUGAUACACAUGCUGAUGCUACAUGUGCUGGUAUUACAUUUAAUGAUGAUAUACACGGUGAUGUUGUACGUGCUGGUGUUAUAUUUAAUGAUGAUAUACAUGGUGAUGUUAUACGUGCUGGUGUUACAUUUAAUGAUGAUACACAUGGUGAUGUUACAUGUGCUGGUGGUACAUUUAAUGAUGAUACACUUGUUCAUGAUUCAUUUAUG